GUUCCGACGGCAUGUGUGCGAACGACGCACCGUCUGGCCUUGAGACUGGUUGUGGUGCGGCGUGCGCUGGAACAGGUGCUGGCGCGGUGCGCGCAAAGUCCAAUGCAGCCGUGGGCGUGGAGUCUGGAGCAGUCGCUGGUGCCGCUGGCGUGGAGACUGGAGCAGCCGCUGGUGCAGCUGGCGUGGAGUCUGGAGCAACCGCUGGAGUGAUGCGCACAGAGACUGGUUCGGCGGGAGGUGCCGCAGGUGCGGAGAUCGCUCCAGUCGCUGGUGCAGUGCACAUGGAGACCGGGCCGGCUGGAAGCGUCGCUGGUGCCGCUGGCGUGGAGACUGGAGCAGCUGCAGGUGCGAAGCGCACGGUCUUCGGUGGCACAGGCGCGCAGGGCUGUCGAGGAGCUGGAACAGGAGGAAGGCUGAGAACAGCCGUUGUCGUGGCCCGGAGACGUUGGGAAGUCGGGCAUGAGGAGGCCGGCUCCGCUUCGGUCCGAAGCGAGCGUGUGGAAGCCACGUGAGUCGUUCGUGGUGCGGACUUAGGUGGUGCUCGUGAAGGGGCUUGCAUGGGUGUU
Molecule: messenger RNA, 566 nt
Organism: Thalassophryne amazonica
Lineage: Eukaryota; Metazoa; Chordata; Actinopteri; Batrachoidiformes; Batrachoididae
Product: predicted GPI-anchored protein 23
Exons: 2
Coding region: 12-512 (166 amino acids)
Source: RefSeq, a predicted model, not a curated record